GCCGCGGUGGGCGGGGCCAAGCACUCGUGCUACUCCGGGUUUGUGGAAACUCUUUGAUCACCACCGACUGGACUUGUUGAAAAGGGCUCGAGCGGUACCUACAUCUAAUAUUUGGACUUUUCUCCGCCGUGUCAGUCGUCGUUCUUCUAUGAAACGUGGACUUGAGGAUUCAUUUCUAGAGGCUGCAGCGCGUUUGUGUGAAUUAACAGCUCCGAAAAGAAACCAUAUCUGGUCAAAGUAUUCAGCUGUCACAUGCGCUAUAUAUAGUGUGGGAUAAGCGCUGUCUGAAGUCCUGUGGUUUGGGGGCUGAACAGUUCCUGCUUUUUUUUUUUUUUCUUAUUAUCUUUUUUUCUGUCCGCUUCUUCCCCAUUUUUAUCAUUCAUCAUGCUUCGUAAGGAGAUGGAGAAGUACCGGGAUGUGGAUGAGGAUGAGCUGUUGCAGAAGCUCAGUGAAGAAGAGCUCCGAAGACUCGAGGAUGAACUUGAAGAGCUUGAUCCUGAUAACGCACUGUUGCCGGCGGGAUACAGACAAAGGGAUCAGACUAAGAAAGCUCCGACAGGAACGUUUCAGAGAGAUAACCUUCUGGCUCACCUCGAGAAACAAGCCAAGGAACAUCCAGACCGGGAUGAUCUAGUUCCCUACACUGGUGAGAAAAGAGGAAAACCGUGGGUGCCCAAGUCAAAAGUUGUUGACCCUCUCCUGGACGAUGUCACUCUGGAGCCUGAACUAGAGGAGGCCUUAUCGAGCGCUACUGAUGCUGAACUGUGUGAUAUAGCAGCUAUUUUGGGCAUGCACACACUGAUGAGCAAUCAGCAGUAUUAUGAAGCUUUGGCCAGCAGUACCAUCGUCAACAAACAGGGCUUGAACAGUGUAAUCCAGUGUACUCAAUAUAAGCCAGUGCCAGAUGAAGAGCCCAAUGACACAGAUGUAGAGGAAACACUACAGAGAGUCAAGAGCAACGAUCCAGACCUCACAGAGGUGAACCUAAACAACAUCAAGAAUAUUCCAGUGCCAACUUUGAAAGCAUAUGCUGAGGCUCUUAAAGGGAACAGUGUUGUGGAGCGUCUCAGCAUCGUCGGCACCAGAAGUAACGAUCCUGUAGCCUUUGCACUGGCAGAGAUGCUGAAAGUGAACACCACUCUGAAGAGUCUAAACGUGGAGUCAAACUUCAUUACCGGAGCUGGAAUUCUGGCUCUCUUGGAAGCCUUAAAGAGCAACACUACACUGCAGGAGCUCAAGAUUGACAACCAGAGCCAGCCAUUGGGUAACAAAGUUGAGAUGGAGAUAGCUAAUAUUUUGGAGAAGAACACUACUUUGCUGAAGUUCGGGUACCACUUCACCCAGCAGGGCCCACGCUUACGAGGAUCUAAUGCUAUGAUGAACAACAAUGACAUGGCACGUGUAGUUCGGUCGGACUCAGACGGUGCGAUCACAUUCACUCUGUCAGUCCCUGAGCUGGAAAGAGCCUUCUGUAAAAAGUUCAAGUUCACGUCAAAACCCAAUAAGAAAGAGAAGGCUUGAAGGAGGACCCAUCUUUCCUAAAUGUCGGACAAACGUGUAGCAGCAUCAGGACUCCUCUAUGGCCCGGGACCUGCAUCACACCCCAUCUCAUCCCAAAUCCUCCCAGCAUUUCACCAGCAAGUCAUCUAAAAAAACGUUCAAUUCAGAAAGCCAUUAUUGUCCAAAGUCCCAGAUCCAAAGAGCUGAAGGUACCACCCUCUGUUUGCCAGACACAUGGUUACUCAUGGCGGAGUGUUUUACAGAUGUGUAAACUACCUGCCAUAACAUUAGCAGGGAAAAAUCACCUACUUAUGCUGAUGGAAGCAGCAAAGAUGAAAAUGACGCUCGGUUUAUCACAAUGUUCUCAGAUGACCUAAUCUUCUAGCUGUAAACAUUCUGACCUUACAGCCUGGCGUAUUGCUGUUUGGAGGCUCACCAAAACCAUCAAACUUGAUUUAUUGUAGCUGUGGUUUUGCCCUCUCCAGGCCAGUUUGAUUCUCACUAUAGUUUUAGUACUCGCACUCAUUGCAUAGAAGCAUGCUGUUACUAUAUGUUUUACUCUUUGAUAUGAUGUAAUUUUGGCCUUUUUAAAUGUUUAACAACUAGUAAAACUAUUGCUGUAUGAUGGUUUUUAGCAUGCAUAUUUCAGGUGAGCUCUGCUAUGUUUUGUACACUAAGUGGUGCUUUUUUGUUGAAUCCUCAUCCUCUCCUCGGGUCAUUCUGACCUUCCAAAUAAUACUAUAAAAUACUAUCUAUUAAAAAAUAUUAUGAACUAAAAUUAGGGUUCUUUUAAAUGACAGAAGAAUUUGAUACUUUUGUUACAAUUAACUAGGAAAACAUAGACAAAAAUUAGAAGAUUCUUUUUUGUGGGUCAAGACUCUUUCACUUAUGGGUCAAACCCACAUAUGAGUUCAUGUGAAAUGGGGAUAUUUUAUUAUUUAUUUAUUUUUACAUUUUAAACAUGUCAAUUUAAAUCUGAAUGCAAACAAAGCAAAUUCAAGCAUUAGAUUGGAGUUUGAAGCUUGCAUGAUUGCAUAUUUCAGUUUAUUUGUUUUGUAUAGAAUCUAUAUUAACAUCUAUAGAAACCAUAAACUCUAAAGUUUAUUUGAUGUUGUUGUUCCCAUACAAGAGGUCAUCAGAGAAACCCGAUGACCCAGUGCAUAAUACAUUUUAAUGCUCACUGUUAAAAAUGGCUGGAAUUUAAUUAUUAUUACAUUUAUUACAUUAUUACAUUACGUUUAAUGCAAUAUAAUUACAUUACAUUUUUUGAGAUAAACAAAUAAAAUACAAAAAAAUCUGCAUAAAGAUUAAAAAUUAACAAAUGAACUGAUUAAAAAAUUCUGCACACAAAAUUUAAAAAACAGUACAGUGUAAAAUGCUGUUAGUUACGGUACUGUUCGGUUUACUAAAAAGUGAGUAAACCCAUUACUUUAAAAGAUUACUUUAAGUUGAGUAAACUCGUUGUAACUUGGAACUGUUAUGUUGACCUAACUUAAUUUGACCUCAUUUUUGUAAUUAUGCACAUGGUUCAUUUACUUCAGGGUUCAGGGUUACUUCAGUUUUUACUAUAAAAAUUCCAUGACUUUUCAUUACAAUUUUCAUGACCUAAUUCAAUUUUCAUGACCUAAAGUUUCAUGUAAUGUCUACAUAUACGUUUACAUUUACGUUUACACAGCACAUCAUAAAACACACAAUAAUUUCAAUUUAUUUUUAUAUCUAUGUAAAAUAGAUGAUGCGUACACAGCACUAAUAAUGUGAGAGCAUGUUUUGGCCAAGAAAAUAAAAAGAAAAAACAACCAACCUCAAUUCCAAUAUACUGACGUUUGUCAAAUUAAUUUUAGAUAAUCUUAAUAGUUUGUUAAACUAGUAAUCAUUGGUAAAACUACUUGUAUUAUAAAGCAGCGAUCACACUGCACUUUUUGCUCCGUAGACUUCCAUUCAUAGGCAUGUGAAUAUAGACAGGAAACGCAGGCAUGUGCGACAAGUUUCGCAUUUCACUGCAUUCGAAAUUUUAAGCUUGGAGAAUUCUUACCUGCAAAAUCACAUCAGGUGAUUGUGUGAGACCAAUAGAAGAUUUUUAAUAUGGAGCAAUCGCUCACUUUUAUUAAUGUCUAAUCAUAUUGUUUAACCCCACUCUUUUCGCAGCGAUGUACGACAGAAUUUUGCAAGCACAAGCUCUAGUGUGACCGCAGUCAAUUUGGCCAAAAAUGUCUGCUAAAUGACUAAAUGUAAAUGUAAUUUCCAUGACUUUUCCUAAACCUUGAGGGUUUUUCUGUUUUCCAAAACUUUUCCAGGCCUGAAAAUGCCAUGUCAAAUUUCUAUGACUUUUACAGAUUUUCCAUAACCGUAUGAAUCCUGGUACGUAUUAAUUUUAAGGGAACUGAUUUACUCACUUUUUAAAUCUACUAAACCAGGGGUGUCCAAACUCUGUCCUGGAGGGCCAGUGUCCUGCAUAGUUUAGCUCCAACUUCCUUCAACACACCUCCCUGGAAGUUUCUAGUACACCUAGAAAGAGCUUGAUUAGCUGGUUCAGGUGUGUUUAAUUGGAGUUGGAACUAAAAUAUGCAGGACACUGACCCUCCAGGACAGUUUGGACAACCUGAACUAAACGCUUUAAAAUCAAUGGGUUUACUCACUUUUUUAAAAAUUUUAAAAUUCCAUGUGAAAUCAAAAUCUAAAAGGGUCUUGAUUUCACAUUGUUAUUCUUUAGUUGAAUAUUUAAUCUGUGCAAGUUAAUCCACAGAAAAAAAACUAAAGAAAUUUGUUUUGCCAAUCCUCAAAGUCAUUUGCUUCUGUGUUUGGAGUGGUUUGAUAUCCUGCUCUGUUGAUGUCAGUUCGACUGCUUCAGUCACAGUAUUCUUAACCACACCCCCUUUUACUGGCAGUUUGCCAUAGAUAUUUACAUUAGAUAUCGCCUACCCUGUUGGAAGGAAUGCAUCAAUAGAGCCGCCAUUUUAGUACAGGGUGGCGCUCCUUUAAAAUGAAUCCUGGACCAAGGUGCAGUGAAGGUCUGGCCAUCCAGAGCCAGAGAUACACACAUAUACACAUAUAUCUAUGUUGGGAGUUUUCCCGGUGGUCAAUAUGCAAAUAUUUUUUUUAAACUACGAAAAUGAUAAUUUUACAUCACUUUUCUACAUGGAUGGAUAUGUGACCGCACGAGCAUUCCUGACAAAGAGCGUGUGUUUGUGUACAUGGAAAUGUAUUAUCCUCCCUCCCUGUUUAAUUUGAUCUAAUCCGUGUCCUGAAACAAACCCCCUCUCCAGCUUUCACUUCUCAUUCUAACAGAGGGAGCGAUUCGUUUGUGAAUGAAUCUCCGUUAUGAACGACUGGUUCACUUAGCCGACAAUGAUACAAGUUUCUAACAGUAUCUUGUUGUCAUAUUUCAUUUACAUUGUUUGCUUAUUUUAUUUAACAAAACUAGCAUAAGCCUAGUAUUUAGUGUGAGUUGGUGCUGCUUUGCCUUAUGGUGAAUGCAGUAAGAGACUGUAUUAUCAUCAAUAAUGUUACUUGUUUAGAACAAAAGUUCUUCACAUACAAAAAUAUAAAAAAAACGAAAAUCUUACCUAUGAAAUGUUGUGCCUUUGUGCUUUGUUUUUUUUGUUUGCUUGUUACUACACCCGUACACAGCGCUAAAGUCCAGCAUCUUCACAUUGGCACACUGUCUUUGACUAGUGCGGUUGAAUGGCAUUUGUCCUGAAAGCACUGUACAAAUGUGGCCGCGCUAUUGACGCAUGCUCAGGGUCCGUAUGGGAUAUCUAGUGUAUAUAUCUAUGGCAGUUUUCUAUGAGGGAAUGAUGUGUACAAAUCAAGCCCCGCCCCUACUCAAUAUUCCAUUUCAGUUGGAAGUAUGCAUGGACGUCAACAUACUGAAAUAAGAAUCAGCAACUCCAGAUUCACGCAGACUUUAGUAAAGCGAACGAAUCACUUUUUAAAGUGUGACACUUCGGAAACAAAAACUGGAAGGAAGGAUGAGGGUUUAACUUAUAUCACCAAGAUGCAGACAGUUUUUGUCACUCAUGUCGCCUUGAAUCACAAACUCACUUGAUAAUCUGUGUGAAUGUACUUUAAUUGAUCACUCGAUAACAGUGAAAAGCCUAAGCUCAAUGUACUUUCACUGUUCAAGCAUAUUUAUGUCAUUAUUUAUAUAUAUAUUUUUAUUAUUUUAUUUGGGAAAACUUAACUGUCGUGUUUAGGAUAAGCUGCAUUUCGUUUUCGCAGUUAGCAAUAAUAUAUCACAUUUAUUGUAGUGACAGUGAUUCUUUUAUGAUAGGCAUUUAUCAUCAAAUGAAUGUGGUCGAUGUGUGUUCUCAGUCUUGUGCUCAGCAAAUGCACUUCUACUGAUGAUCAUAGCACAGAAUAGAAAGCCAUAAAACUAUAUAUAUAUACAGUAUAUAUAUAUAUAUAUAUAUAUAUAUAUGCAUUAUGGCAUAUGUUCUCAUUAAGUAAUGUCCAGGUUAUAUUUCACCCAAAAUCAAUUAUAAUUAGUUUAAAAAAUAACAUGGACUGGCUUAAUUUUAGCAAUGUGGAAAACACAGAAUCAUUAAUACAGUCAUAAACACACAAUUAUUUGUUAAGAAUAGAUAUGUUUUGGGAAGUCUGGCUUUUCUUGUCUCCUUUUCUGAAAUCACAGUUAUUUUGACUCACGGAUUAAAUAAAAAACAGUAACAGUUGUUUUUUUCAGCAUACAUUGCUCAGCAUAAAUGGGUACACCUCUUACAGAUCUCUCUUUAAAUUAAUAGUUUCAAUACGAUGCUUAAGAAUAAUAUAUUUGUCUACAUUUGAAGGCAGAAUUAUUAGCCCACCUGCUUAUUUUUUCCCUCAAUUUCUGUUUAACCGAGAGAUUUUUUCAACACAUUUCAAAACAUAAUAGUUUUAAUAACUCAUUUCUAAUAACUGAUUUAUUUUAUCUUUGCCAUGAUGACAGUAAAUAAUAUUUGACAAGAUAUUUUUCAAGACACUUCUAUACAGCUUAAAGUGAUAUUUAAAGGCUUAACUGGGUUAAUAAGAUUAAUUAGGCAAGUUAGGGUAAUUAGGCAAUUAAUAAUGAUGGUUUGUUCUGUAGACUAUCGAAAAAAUAUAGCUUAAAGGGGCUAAUAAUAUUGACCUUAAAAUGGUUUUUAAAAAAUAUAAAACAGCUUUUAUUCCAGCCGAAAAAAACAAAUAAGACUUUCUCCAGAAGAAAAAAUAUUAUCAGACAUACUGUGAAAAUUUCCUUGCUCUGUUAAUCAUCAUUUGGGAAAUAUUUAAAAAGGAAAAAAAUUCAAAGAGGGGCUAAUAAUUCUGACUUCAACUGUAUAUAUUAGAUCAGUCAAUACCAAAGCCCAAACUGGAACUAAUCUAAAAAUAAAAAAAUAAAAAAAACACUUUGGUCACAGACCAAAAAUGAGUACACACACAUUAAUAUGUGGGGGGAAAUUAAUAAAUAAAAAUAUAAUAAAUUGUAAAAAUCAAGAUAAACAGGUUUCUUUUGUUGCAAUAGCUCAUUUGAAUUUAAAUGUAUUAUCUUUCUAUUCUUAAAGAUGAUCGGUGAUAAUGGAUAUCACUGUUAAUUAAAAUUAAAUGUUUCAUUUAAAUGCAUUCAUAAUUAUUGGCUAUAUUCACUGAGGACAUGGAUAAAAAUAGUCAUUUUCAAAAGGGGGUGGACUCAUUUAUGCUGAGCACUGGAUGUCUUUAUAUAUGAGGACAUAGACAUGAUCUCCAGAGCAAAAUAUGAUCAGAUAUUAUUGUAUUUCUCCUGAAUUGUCAUUAUAGUAAGUAGCAAAGAACCACAGAUCUACUGUAUAUAGAUCAGUGGAAAGAACCAAUAUGGAAAUGUUGUUGGUUCCGAUAGCUCUCUAUAUUUGGAAGAUGAUCACCAAUAUAUUAACCAAUAGACAAAUCUUUAUGUGAAUUUAUAUAUUUAUAGAUAAGCCAUUUAAAAAUAUUUAUAUUCAUAUAACAAUAUCUAUGAUUUCUGAUAUAUAGUGCACUGCUAAUAGCGAGGUUUUUACUGUGAAAUAUACCAAUAACCUAGUUUAACUCUGUAGAACUAAUAAAACAAAUUAAACCAUGUGUUUUUCAUACAUCUUGACAUUGAGGUGAAAUAUAACCUGGUCAAACAGUCUCUCGGCAGUUUUCAUAAGACUAGCCCACAUAUUCAGCCUGGCAUGUUGCCGUGAUUUACUUUAGAAAUUUUUUUUGUUUUGUUGUUGUUGUCCGUAGCCGUCUCUUUACUUUCCCAGCACAGUAAAAGUCAGUGUGUUAUGUGGGAGUAAACAUUUUCCUGCUGUUUAAAAGACUAAACAUUUAUAGACCAGAAAAGGAACAUUUAAUGUUGCAGGCCCGUAAUCAUUGCCAUAGAGAGCCUGAGCUGGUGCGCGUAUGUACAUUUUUAUUAGUGCACCUUACUGUAUGUGGUUUAUUGAGUUAAUAAAGACGGAAAAAGUUGUGUGGAAA
Molecule: messenger RNA, 7935 nt
Organism: Danio aesculapii
Lineage: Eukaryota; Metazoa; Chordata; Actinopteri; Cypriniformes; Danionidae
Gene: tmod1
Product: tropomodulin 1
Exons: 11
Coding region: 385-1521 (378 amino acids)
Biological process (GO): myofibril assembly; pointed-end actin filament capping; muscle contraction
Cellular component (GO): striated muscle thin filament; myofibril
Molecular function (GO): tropomyosin binding
Source: RefSeq, a predicted model, not a curated record